Messenger RNA from Pteronotus mesoamericanus, 1969 nucleotides. RefSeq names its product tafazzin, phospholipid-lysophospholipid transacylase (gene TAFAZZIN). Bases 358 to 1185 code for a protein of 275 amino acids. Gene Ontology annotation, molecular function: 1-acylglycerophosphocholine O-acyltransferase activity. The record is from RefSeq and is a predicted model, not a curated record. Gene Ontology annotation, cellular component: mitochondrial membrane. NCBI's taxonomy places the organism in Eukaryota, Metazoa, Chordata, Mammalia, Chiroptera, Mormoopidae. The transcript has 9 exons. Gene Ontology annotation, biological process: cardiolipin acyl-chain remodeling; inner mitochondrial membrane organization.
GUUUUGCGACAGGCGGCCGAAGAACGUGUGGCCUUUGCAGGCUCGCUUUUCCGCGGGUGGCUGCGUGAGGCGCGCGCCUGCCGGCGCCAGUUCCUCUUGUUCUUCACUGCGAUCCCCGGCUCCUGAUCACGGUGGCGGCUCGUCUGUGGCGAGAGAGCGGGGCCGGGCCGGGCUCUGGCCUGCCCCGCAAGGUGACCUUGGUCGAGUCCCCUGUCGCGCCGACCCGCGGCGUGUGUUUUUGGCGCGGACCUGUUAGGGACUGGGCUCUGGAGCGGUUGAGGAUACAGACCUAGAGCGGCCCCACAGGCUGCCCCGUGUCAGGGGAACGGCCAGGCCGCCGGGGGCGGUAGGGAGGAGAUGCCCCUGCAUGUAAAAUGGCCAUUCCCCGCGGUGCCGCGGGUCACCUGGACCCUGGCCAGCAGCGUCGUCAUGGGCUUGGUGGGCACCUACAGCUGCUUCUGGACCAAGUACAUGAACCAUCUCACCGUCCACAACAAGGAGGUGCUGUAUGAGCUCAUCGAGAACCGAGGCCCAGCCACCCCCCUCAUCACUGUCUCCAAUCACCAGUCCUGCAUGGAUGACCCUCAUCUCUGGGGGAUCCUGAAACUUCGCCACAUCUGGAACCUGAAGUUGAUGCGUUGGACCCCCGCAGCUGCAGACAUCUGUUUCACUAAGGAGCUGCACUCUCACUUUUUCAGCUUGGGCAAGUGCGUGCCGGUAUGCCGAGGAGAUGGUGUUUACCAGAAGGGAAUGGACUUUAUUUUGGAGAAGCUCAACCACGGGGACUGGGUGCACAUCUUCCCAGAAGGAAAAGUGAACAUGAGCUCCGAGUUCCUGCGCUUCAAGUGGGGAAUCGGGCGCCUGAUUGCCGAGUGUCGUCUCAACCCCAUCAUCCUGCCGCUGUGGCAUGUCGGAAUGAACGACGUCCUUCCUAACAACCCGCCGUACUUCCCCCGCUUUGGUCAGAAAAUCACCGUGCUGAUAGGGAAGCCCUUCAGUGUCCUGCCUGUGCUGGAGCGGCUCCGGGCAGAGAAUAAGUCCACCGUGAGUUUCCCCAGGAUGUCCCCUGGCUGUCCUUGGCCCCUCCCAGCACCCUUGGCUCCCCAGGGCCCCUGGGUGAAGCUCCUUGAGGGCUGCAGGUCAGCCCCAGUCCUUCCCCUCAGGUGGAGAUGCGCAAAGCCCUGACUGACUUCAUUCAGGAGGAAUUCCAGCGCCUGAAGACCCAGGCCGAGCAGCUCCACAACCACCUGCAGCCUGGGAGAUAGGCACCGCCCUGCCCAGACCCUGCCCUGGCUGCCUCAUGGUCCUGUGACACGCGCCCCUGAAGCCUGGCGAAGAGGCAGCUCUGGGGCCCAGUCCGAGCUGCCAGGCUCCCAGCACCGCCUUUCGGUUCUUGCCCCUGCACACAGCUAGGGCUGGGAAAUGGACUGAUGCUUUGAGGUCAGAUAGGGUUUUUUAGACAGAUUUCUUCAUAACCCUUAAAGGGUACCCUCUCCUGGUUAGUGGGCAUUCCAGCUCCUCUGUGGUUCUUCAGUUGAAGGAAGGAUCACAGCUGCUCCUCGCUCUCGGCCACAAAGGGAGGAGGAAGUUUAGGCAGUGGCCUCCUUCCUUCUUGUGUUCUCUCCCAGGGCUGGCAUCUGGAGGGAGGGUAGUUGAAGUGAGGUGGAUGACUAGGCUGGAGCUUGGGGAGGGUCCCAUCAGGCUGUUGGCCUGGAGCUAUUCACCGCCUCAUCAGGGAUGGUCUUAGGCCACCGCUUCCUUCUGCCUGAGCUUCCCACAGGCCUUGGGAGCCUCAGGCAGAGCCCGGCCCUGGGCUGCAGGCAAAACGCAGCCCUUUGCCAGAGUGGAGCCUGCAGCAGCGAGGGCCUGAGACCUGGUCACUCCUCCCAUGCUGGGGCCCAUCAACUUCUCUGUCAUUUCUGUGUCCCUGGCAUCACUCCAGGGGUUGGGUUUCCAUGUUUUGUAAACA